This is a messenger RNA of Myotis lucifugus (little brown bat), 561 nucleotides long. RefSeq names its product cystatin-9-like. Lineage: Eukaryota; Metazoa; Chordata; Mammalia; Chiroptera; Vespertilionidae. The record is from RefSeq and is a predicted model, not a curated record. Gene Ontology annotation, molecular function: cysteine-type endopeptidase inhibitor activity. Bases 1 to 561 code for a protein of 186 amino acids. Gene Ontology annotation, biological process: antimicrobial humoral response. The transcript has 4 exons.
AUGGUUCUUGUAUCCAGAGAUAUUCGCACCUGGGGCUGGAAGAACGUGGUGAGGGAAUUCAAAGACAUCCCAGAAAGCUAUGUCUAUGUGCAGCAGGCACUGUGGUUUGCCAUGAAGGAGUAUAACAAGGCCAGCAAAGACAAGUACACUUUCAAGGUGGUGAAAGUGCUGAAGUCCCAGGAGCAGGUUGGUUCCCAGGUCCGAGUGACUCACAGCUGGAGGAUGAGCGAUGAGGGAAAAGGCAUAGAAAGUUAUUUCCUUGCCACCGUGGAGUAUGCCUUACACAUAUUCAACGUGAAGAGCAAGGACACGAAUGCCUACAGGCUGGUGAGCAUCCUGGACUCCCAGAGGGAGAAGGUAGAGACCCUGAUGGCUUUCUCCAUGGAGCUGAAGCUUCGCAGAACCAGGUGUGGGAAAUUUGAUGAAGACAUUGACAACUGCCCCUUUGAAGAAAACCCCGAGCUGAACAACACCUUCAUCUGCUUCUUCACCAUCAGCAUCGAUCCCUGGAGAACAAUGUUUCAGCUCCUAAACAAGACCUGCCUGGAGGGGACCUACUGA